Molecule: messenger RNA, 4025 nt
Organism: Vidua macroura (Pin-tailed whydah)
Lineage: Eukaryota; Metazoa; Chordata; Aves; Passeriformes; Viduidae
Gene: SEMA4G
Product: semaphorin 4G
Exons: 17
Coding region: 221-2755 (844 amino acids)
Biological process (GO): semaphorin-plexin signaling pathway; neural crest cell migration; axon guidance
Molecular function (GO): semaphorin receptor binding; chemorepellent activity
Source: RefSeq, a predicted model, not a curated record
CCUGACCGGGGCCGCUCGCUCCCCUGCGCGCUCACUCACGCCUGCACGCCUCUGCCGCCCCACUGCUUUCCUGCAUUCCCCAGGGACCAGCAAACACAUCCCACUGGAAGAUUUGGUGGCCAGCCCUGUCCCAGAGAGCUGGAGAGCCCGUGCUGAGGAUUGGCUGUGCCGGCCCGGCGGCAGCGGCUGAGGCAGCUGCCCUUGCCGAGAGAGCGGGAAGAUGAGCGCAGGGCCGGCACAUCUCCUGACAACUCUCUUCAUGGCAGCGGCAGCCAUGGGCUACCCAUCACGGCGCUCUGCCACCGACCUGGAUGCCACCCCCAGGACAACAGUCACCUUUGAUGAGCUGUCGGGAGUCCGGCGCUUCAACGCACACACCCUCAACUACAGCACCCUGCUGCUGGAGGACGACCGGGGCAUCCUCUACGUGGGUGCCAGGGGAGCCAUCUUCGCCCUCAACUCCAGCGAUGUGGCCGACGGCUCCCACCACACGAUCCACUGGGAAGCCUCCCCAGAGAAACGGAUGGACUGCCUGCAGAAGGGCAAAAAUAACAAGACCGAGUGCUUCAACCACGUGCGGUUCCUGCAGCGGCUGAACAGCACCCACCUCUACGCCUGUGGGACCUACGCCUUCCACCCGCUCUGCGCCGCCAUCGAUGCCAACAGGUUCACGUUGCCAUCCCACUUUGAAGAAGGCAAGGAGAAGUGCCCAUAUGACCCUGCCCGUGGCUACACCGGCCUCAUUGUGGAUGGAGGCUUGUACACAGCAACACGCUACGAGUUUCGGAGCCUCCCUGACAUUCGGAGGAACCUGUACCAGCGGCCACUGAAAACAGAGGAGUCCCCACUGCACUGGCUGAAUGAUGCUGAGUUUGUGACCUCUGUGCUGGUCCGGGAGAGCAAGGACAGCCCUGUGGGUGACGAUGACAAAAUCUACUACUUCUUUAUGGAGCGGGCAGGAGAAGAGACCACAUCCUUCUUUGACAAAAGUCAGGUGGCCCGAGUGGCCCGGGUGGCCCGUGUCUGCAAGAGCGAUGUGGGGGGGAAGAAGAUUCUGCAGCGCAAGUGGACGUCCUUCAUGAAGGCACGCCUGGUCUGCUACAUCCCCUACUAUGAGGUGCUGCGCAGUGUCUGCAGCCUGGAUGGGGGCAGCUGGGCCAGCACUGUCUUCUAUGCUGCCUUCACACUCUCAGCACAGUGGAGGACCAUGGAGGCCUCGGCUGUGUGCCGCUACAACAUCUCGGCAGUGCAGCGUGCCUUUGAGGGCCCCUACAUGGAGUACCAGGACUGGGCUCGCAAAUGGUCCCGCUAUGACGGUGCAGUGCCCGAGCCCCGGCCCGGCUCCUGCAUCACGGACCUCUCCCGCAGGAAGGGCUACAACUCCUCGCAGGACCUGCCCAACAGUGUCCUGGACUUUGUCAAGCUGCACCCACUCAUGUUUGAGGAGGUGAAGCCAGCUGGCGGGGAGCCGCUCCUGGUGAAGAAGAACGUGGCGUACAGCCAGCUGGCUGUAGACAGGGUGCAGGCCCUGGAUGGCCGCUCCUACGAUGUGCUCUUCAUGGGGACAGGGGAUGGCUGGAUCCACAAGGCUGUGGUGGUGAACUCUGGCAUCCACAUUGUGGAGGAGGUGCAGGUGUUCAGAGACCUGCAGCCUGUGGAGAGCCUCGUGAUCUCCCACAUCCAGAGGAGCCUGUACGUGGGGGCAGCCAGUGGGAUUGUGCAGGUGCCCCUGGCCUCCUGCACCAAGUACACCUCCUGCUAUGACUGCAUCCUCGCCCGAGACCCCUACUGUGCCUGGGAUGGCAGGGCAUGCCGCACCAUCGCCACCACAGACAGCACAGGGCUGGUGCAGGACAUUCAAAGUGGCAACAAGGGAUGCCGGAGCAGCUCUGGACGGGUGCGUGUCCCCACAGGCUCCCUGCUGUGGAAGAACCGGACGGUGCUGCAGGGGGACGAUGUGCUGCUGCCCUGUGACCAGCGCUCCAACCUGGCCCGAGCCGUGUGGCUGCUGAAUGGCAGCGAAGUGCUGGGCACGGGGCAGGACCGGCUGCGCGUGGGGGUGGAUGGGCUGCUGGUGACGGAUACGCUGCCCCAGCACAGUGGCGAGUACCGCUGCUACGGUGAGGAGCAGGGUCUCCGGACACUGUUGGCUGCCUACAGCCUCACCGUGCUGCCCGAGCUGCUCCGCAGCCCUACAGCUGCCCCAUCACCCCAUGCUGCCAGCCAGGCAACCAACGACAUGAAGGUCGCUUACAUUUCUGCCAUCAUCACCUUGGUGGUGCUCUGCACCGUGCUCAGCAUCAUCCUCCUGUACAUGUCCUGCCUGGAGAAGCGCAAGGGCAAGUAUGUGCUAGCGGAGCCACGGCCAGCCAGCGUGGAGCUGCAGACUGUCUCGGCCAACUGCCUGCGCAAGGGCCACCGGGAGGAGGAGGAGGAAGAGCUCACCUACCCCCAUGGCUGCCUGCGGAUCAUCCCUGGCGAGGCGCCCACAGCUGCCACCUCCCCAGUCAAGGAGCUGCCGGCUGCCGUGCCCCCCCUGCCACCCCCGCUGCCAGCCGAGCUCACCAACGGCGUGGGGGCUCUGCCCAAUGUCCUCCGCAAGAUGAACGGCAACAGCUACAUGUUGCUGCAGCAGCAGGAGGAGCCAUUGGCCUCCCCACUCUACAAUGCAUCCUUCACCGAGGAGCUCAGCAAAAUUCUGGAGAAGCGAAAACACACGCAACUGGUGGAAAAGCUGGAUGAGAGCUCUGUGUAGGGGCUGGGGAGGGGGGUCCUGCCAAUGGGACCCUCCUCCCCUCCAGCCCCUUCUCCCACCCUUUGCCAGCAGUAUUACAAGACUCAGGCAAAACUACCUCCUUGAUAGCAGAGCUGGGCCGGGCCCAGGCUCGGCCAUUCCUUUGGCUUUUCACUCACUUUUGAGACUUGCUGUACAGAAAAAAGGAAAAAGUAUCUAUUUAAAUUUGGAGAUUUAUUUAUGUAUAAAAACUCACUGACGGUGGCCAUGAGCUGGAGACAGGAGCUGGCACCUGGCUGAAGGUGGGCACCAAGGGGAGGGAGAGCUUUUGUCUGUUCAUCCAGGCGUGAGAGAGACGCUGUUGUGGAUGUGUGGACUUGGCCAGCCCUGCUGGGCGUCCCUUGGCACACAGGAGCUGGAUAGCUGCUGAGAGGGUUUCCUCUCUGGGAGAGGAUGGUUUGGCGAGGGACAAGAGAGAGGGCGAGGAGCUGAUGUCCAGAAUACCCUGGAGCAGCUGGUGAAGGGGCAUGUGCCCACUGCAAAGAGGCCACAGGGCACUGGAUGCAGCAGCAAGCAGCAAGAUGCACUAGCAGCAGGACUGGCAGCCACCACUGUGCCCUACAGUGUGACAAGGGACCAGCGCAUCAUCCACAUGCCCCUGAUGUCUGCAGUGCCCCUGUGGCUCCAAACACAGCCCUGCCAUCAAUGGGAAAUGUCCUCACACAGUGAGGAAGAACCUUGGACAAGGGCCUGCCUCUCUCUGAAGCCUUCUCUUCAUGGCAGUUUCCAGAAGCAGCCACAGUCCCUAAAUCCUCCAAACUGUUUCUGCAAGUGCCACCUCCUGGGGAACCUGAGAAAAGGGGGGUGACAAAAGCAUCUCAUCCUCCAGGGACAGUGUGGUGACACUGGAGAAUAUGGGAAGGGCCAGACCUGUGGGGGUCCAUAUUCCUCCCCCAUGUUCCUUGCUCGUACCUCCAUGAUCAGGACAUUGUCAAGGGCUCAGCCCUGCAGGGGAAAAAGGAGAUGGGUGACAACCCCCAGGUUCCCUCACAAGCUACAGCUCAGGCCUCCUAUUCCAGGAGAAUGAGGCUUAGCAGCAAAAGGCAAAAACUGCAAACUCUGCCACCCUGCCCCAGCCCUUGUUUUUGCUGCAAGAAUGGGGUGUGAGCCACCCCCAAGGACUACCCCAAGGACCACCCCAACCCCCCAAGGAGGGGCAUCACUCUGUGUCUGGCACUUCUCAUGCCCAGCUCCACAUUCCCCCCCAGCAAUAAAAAUGGCUCUGUCUGGA